Molecule: messenger RNA, 2370 nt
Organism: Colletotrichum graminicola M1.001
Lineage: Eukaryota; Fungi; Ascomycota; Sordariomycetes; Glomerellales; Glomerellaceae
Product: peptidase family M3
Exons: 1
Coding region: 1-2370 (789 amino acids)
Biological process (GO): peptide metabolic process
Cellular component (GO): mitochondrion
Molecular function (GO): metalloendopeptidase activity
Source: RefSeq, a predicted model, not a curated record
AUGUUCAAGUCUCCAAGCCGCAGCCUUUGGGUCUGCACCCGAUGUGUUCGGCAAGCUUCCCGGGGCCAGCCGCGCCGAUGGAUGGCCGCCGUCUCCGGCGCCGCGCCCUCGAGUAUCACCGCCGACCACUCACCCCCGGGUAGGAAUACCGACGAUGCAAUCCUGCGCGAGCUAUUCGACUCCCCCGACCGGGUCGCGAAAGCAUUCAAGGCUGCCGGGCCCAGCGUCGGCCUGUUCAAGAACCGAUAUCUCACCAGCCCGAACGGCUUUUAUGUCUUCGCCCGCAGGAGCUUGGAGAAGGCGCAGAAGAUCGUCCAUCGUGUCCUCCAUGCGUCAAGCGUAUCCGAGUACCAGGCCAUCGUCAAGGACCUUGACCGCCUAAGCGACCUCCUUUGCCGAGUCCUCGAUCUCUCCGACUUUGUCAGAAUGACGCACCCAGACCCUCGAUUCCAACAAGCAGCUGCCGGCGCCUGGUCCAUGGUUUAUCAGUACAUGAACCAGCUGAACACGAUGACCGGGCUGAGCGAUCAGCUGGUGAAGGCCAUGGGGCAGCCCGACGUUGUUGCGGUAUGGUCGGAGGAGGAGAGGACUGUUGCGGAGAUUCUCAAGUUGGACUUCACCAAGUCGGCUGUCGACUUGCCGCAACAGGAGCGAGAUCGUUUCGUCGACCUCUCGCAACAGAUCAGCGAGGUUGGUUCUAUGUUUGUCUCGGAAAUGUCGCCUGCGAAGAGGGAAAUCGUCCUCCCUUCGUCCAACUUUUACGGGUUGUAUCCCGGAAUCGCUCGCGCGCUCACCAUGAGGGGCAAGUUGCGCCUCCCGACCACCGGACCUGAAGCUCAGGCCGCGCUCCGUAGCGUUAAGGACGAUGGGACGCGGAAGGAGGUGUACACCGCGAUGCGCACCGCCUCAAAGCAGACAGUUCGUCUGCUGGAGACGAUGCUCAAACUCCGGUCCGAGCUGGCGAACCUGGCGGGCUUCUCGAGCUACGCUCACCUUUCAUUGAAAGACAGGAUGAUGGCGAAGUCCCCCGGCGCUGUCAUGCAAUUUCUUCAGGCGCUGCAAAAGUAUAACAGCCCUAUCGUCCAGGAGGAAAUGGCGGAUCUCUUAAAGCUGAAGCAGACUCGACUGGACGCCUCUGCUACGCAAGUUCACCCCUGGGACAAGGAUUUCCUGAUGGACGGCGUGCGGUCCGAAAUGAGGCUUCCAGUCCGUCAUCCCGAUCAUCUCCCUUCUUUCUUCUCAAUCGGAACCGUCAUGCAGGGCAUGUCCAGGUUAUUCACCCGUCUCUACGGUAUCCAGUUUAAGCCUAAGGAGUCCCAGCCGGGCGAGACAUGGCACGAGGACGUGCGGCGACUUGAUGUUGUUACGGAUACCGGCGAUCUGAUUGCCGUCCUGUACUGCGAUCUGUUCUUCAGGGAGGACAAGUCGCCCAACCCUGCCCACUUUACAGUGCGCUGCUCCCGAGCCAUCGCCCCGUACGAAGUCCAAGAGGCCGCGGAAGACUUGCAUAAUGCCACCGCCGACAUGCCCAAGUUCGAGAGACCCGAGCAAGCUGCCAACGACGGUAUGGAGAGCUUGCAGCAGGAUGGCGUGCUGAUGCAGCUGCCCACCAUUGCGCUUGUUUGCGACUUCCCCAAGCACGACGCUGGCAGCUCCGCGCCGGCGCUUCUCUCAUACUACCAGGUCGAGACCCUCUUUCACGAGAUGGGGCAUGCCAUUCACUCGAUCUUGGCCCGCACCAAGCUCCAGAACGUUUCGGGCACGAGAUGCGCGACCGACUUUGCCGAGCUCCCGUCUACGCUGAUGGAGCACUUCGCAGCCGACCCGUCAGUGUUGGGACUCUUCGCAAGACACUGGAAGACGGACGAGCCCCUGCCAUACCAGAUGGUUGCCGAGAGGAUCCGUCUGGCGAAGCGCUUCGAGGGCAUCGACACGGAAAACCAAAUCCUCCUCUCCCUCCUUGAUCAGUCUUAUCACGCACCCGAGGUCGCCAGCCCGUCGUUUGACUCCACUCAGGUCUACCACAACCUGCAGAGACAGUACUCCCAGGGCGGCCCCGACCCCCCGGGGACGUGCUGGCAGGGGUUCUUCGGCCACUUGCACGGGUACGGCAGCACCUACUACAGCUACGUCUUCGACCGCGUCCUGGCCGAGCGGGUCUGGCGCGUGGUGUUCCGCGCUGGGUCGGACGGCAAGGCGCUCGAUCGCGCCAACGGCGAGCGGCUCAAGGAGAACCUCCUGAAGUGGGGAGGCAGCCGCGACCCGUGGCAGUGUCUGGCGGAUACCCUGCAGGACGACCGUCUUGCCCGGGGCGAUGACAAGGCGAUGGCGUUGGUCGGCAGCUGGGGCAUCAAGGAUGACCACGCUUGA